Labeo rohita (rohu) is the source of this 1721-nucleotide messenger RNA. RefSeq names its product ADP-ribosylation factor 4a (gene arf4a). The coding region runs from base 321 to 863 and encodes 180 amino acids. The record is from RefSeq and is a predicted model, not a curated record. The transcript has 6 exons. Gene Ontology annotation, biological process: vesicle-mediated transport; intracellular protein transport. Gene Ontology annotation, cellular component: plasma membrane; cytoplasm. Lineage: Eukaryota; Metazoa; Chordata; Actinopteri; Cypriniformes; Cyprinidae. Gene Ontology annotation, molecular function: GTPase activity; GTP binding.
UGACGUCAUUUCGACCGCGUUGGAGCCGCUGCGCCCGCGAGCAGAAGUGUGACGUGGUCGAGAAACAGUAGCGUUCAAACUGCUGCACAAAACACACUUUGAACUGCACAGAGAGACGACAGAAGGAAGAAAACAGAAGAAAGAGUUACUCGGACACAUCUGCUGAUGUGACUGCAGUUUGAGCAGGCGGAUUUUUAACGAACGUUGAUCUGAAGUGCAGAAGCUGCUGUGCUAAAGCGUUAGCGGCGGUUCCUCUUAGUUGAACUCCUCGAAUAAGUUUGACUUUGACACUUUUUUCUUGUUUCUGAGACGUUUUUAACAUGGGUUUGACCAUUUCAAGCGUCUUUUCUCGCUUGUUUGGAAAAAAGCAGAUGAGAAUUCUCAUGGUUGGUCUGGAUGCAGCAGGGAAAACCACAAUCCUCUAUAAACUCAAACUGGGAGAAAUAGUCACAACUAUUCCAACUAUAGGUUUUAACGUCGAGACGGUCGAAUACAAGAACAUUUGCUUUACCGUGUGGGAUGUGGGUGGCCAGGAUAAGAUCAGGCCUCUUUGGAGACACUACUUCCAGAAUACCCAGGGUUUGAUCUUUGUCGUGGACAGUAACGAUCGUGAGCGAGCACAGGAAGCCGCAGAAGAGCUUCAGAAGAUGCUUCAGGAGGAUGAACUGAGAGAUGCCGUUCUGCUGGUUUUCGCAAAUAAACAAGAUUUACCAAACGCGAUGCCCAUCAGCGAGAUGACGGAUAAACUCGCCCUGCAAGCACUCAGGAGCAGAACUUGGUAUGUCCAGGCGACCUGUGCGACUCAAGGGACGGGUUUAUACGAGGGAUUAGACUGGCUUUCCGAGCAGCUCUCCAAACGCUAAACUGCACUUCCUGUUCAAGCAGGAUGUGCUGUUCCAAAGGACAUGAUUAGCGGAGUUAAUGCAGCUGUUCGUGUAUCAUUUAAGUUUGAUUGUUACCAAAAAUCCGCCUGCUGAUGUCAAUCUACAGCAGUGCAUUUUAACAUUUUGUUCCUUUUUUAAUUCGUUGCACCUUUGACCUCAACUGACAUAUUUCCCACAAUCAUUCCACUUGAUGUUUGUAGCCAUAUAGAUCUAACCACAGUAUGAACAAUACUAGAUUUUGUUAUGAAGCUCUUGCCGUAGCUCUGGGUUUUUGUUACAGUAAGCAUCAAGCAUUGUGUUAAUAAUGAUAACUUGUGUGUAUUUAUAAAAAUGCUCUGUUUUUGCUCCCUCAGCUUGAUUUAUUCCAUUAUUUUCAUUCCGCGCACCUCAUGACCAGGCGUUUGCAUGCCAUACAUCCAAGGAAAAGUUCUUAGAGAAGCAUGCAUUUGAUAAAUAAAUGAUUAUUCUUAUAGUAGCACACUUAGAGACUGGCAAUGCAUUAAUGUAAGCAUUAGUUUUAAUGCUUCUAAAAUGCAUGAGUUUAUAUUGGGAACUAUUACGAUGCAUGUGUUGUAAAUAAGCAGAAUUUUUAUCUACGUAAUCACAGUUGCCUUAAACGUGCUGUGCUUUACUAUGUGAAUGCACUUGCCCGAUACGCUUUUGAUUUAGCAUUUCAACUGAGAACAAACCAGUGCAAAUGUUUAAGACAUAUCCAAAUGUUUUUAUUCCCAGCUUUUGAGAUUAUUCAAAUGGAUCGGUGCUAGGAAUCGUCUAGCUGUUACCCUUUUUAAAAUGUAUUAUGAGUAAAGAAUUAAGCAAAUAAAAGUCUGAAAUACA